GAGACCAGAGACCAGAUCCAGCAGACAGAAGAAACUAGACCAGCCGACAGUAUGCAGUACGUUUGUUGUCCCGCCGUCUUGGUCCUCCUGGCACUGGUCCUGUGCGGCCCGGGUGUUUCCUCACAGCCCGACAGAGAUCAGGACCAGGAGCAGUACCGGAACCGGGACCUGGACCUGGAGCUGCAUCCCAAUAGGCUGCUGCAGCGAGCUCGCAGCGCCGGCCUCCUGUCACAGGACUGGAGUAAACGUGCGGUGGAGGACCUGUUGGCUCAGAUGUCUCUGCCGGAGGCCGACGCCCAGCGGGAGGCUGAGGUCGUUUCUAUGGCAACAGGUGGAAGGAUGAACCUGGAGCGGUCCGUCGACCCCCCCAACAACCUGUCCCCCCGCGAACGCAAAGCGGGCUGCAAGAACUUCUACUGGAAGGGCUUCACGUCCUGUUAGGCCCCGCACAGCUGCCGCGUGGCGACCAAUCCCAGAUCACCUGACCUUCACCUGAGCGACUGGACGGACCAAUCAGCAGCUCUCUAGCUACAGUACUCCUGAAUAAUUCAUGUAUUAUCAAUUAAAAAGAUAAAUCAGUUAA
Molecule: messenger RNA, 583 nt
Organism: Anarrhichthys ocellatus (wolf-eel)
Lineage: Eukaryota; Metazoa; Chordata; Actinopteri; Perciformes; Anarhichadidae
Product: somatostatin-2-like
Exons: 4
Coding region: 52-441 (129 amino acids)
Biological process (GO): regulation of cell migration
Cellular component (GO): extracellular region
Molecular function (GO): hormone activity
Source: RefSeq, a predicted model, not a curated record